Messenger RNA from Scedosporium apiospermum, 1044 nucleotides. RefSeq lists its product as uncharacterized. The record is from RefSeq and is a predicted model, not a curated record. NCBI's taxonomy places the organism in Eukaryota, Fungi, Ascomycota, Sordariomycetes, Microascales, Microascaceae. The transcript has 2 exons. The coding region runs from base 1 to 1044 and encodes 347 amino acids.
AUGGCGUAUGCCAUCGAUGGCCCUCUUGGGCGGUUUUGCCACCAAUACCUCCAACUGGAGAUGAAGCUUGACUAUCCGGACGCGGACCUCUUGCGACAAUCAAGCGUCCAGGAAGCUCUAUACGAGCAUCUCUUCGCCGACGGGGCCGUCCCGUUCCCGCCUCCGCAUAGAUACCGUCUUCGAGUUCUGAAGGACCUUCUUUCGAGGAUAGAAAAGAGUAUCAAUGACUGGGAGGAGCAGGGGGUGUCAGACAACUUGAUGGAAGCCUUUGCGGAAAUGCUAGACGUCCCCGUACCAUCUGAGACCGAAGCCGUCCAGAAAAUGGACUACGUGACAUACUACCUGUCACUUUUAAAGUCGGAAGAGAACCCCGAGGGCGACUCGAACUCUAGCGCAGUAAAGAACUGCAUCACUGUUUUCGAAUCCCGUGGCUUGCUCGCCACGUCCGGCACGACGGGAAUGCGAACGUGGGAAGCCGGUCUCCACCUGGGCCAAUAUCUUUGCACCGCUCCGGAACUUGUCAAGGGGAAGCGCGUCCUCGAGCUCGGCACCGGAACCGGCUACGUAUCCGUCCUCUGCGCGAAAUAUCUCGGGGCUCAAAAAGUCGUCGCAACGGAUGGCUCGGAGGACGUCAUAAGAGACUUGUCGGAUACCAUCUUCCUCAACGGGCUUCAAGAGUCGGCGAACUUUUCCAUCAUGGAGUUGGUAUGGGGAAGGGCGCUCCUCGGGACGGAAGACGCGGAGUGGAAUGGCGGCGAGGAGAUUGAUGUCGUCCUCGGGUCGGAUAUUACAUAUGAUUCCAGGGCGCAGCCGGCGCUCAUCGCGACGCUGGGCGAGCUGUUUGAUUUGUUUCCAAAGGUCAGGGUGAUCAUUAGCACGGCGGAGAGGAACGUUGCGACGCUGAAUAACUUGCUGGGGAUAUGCAAGGCCCAGGGCCUGUUGGUGGAUUUUAUCGAUUUCCCCACUCCUACUGCUGAGGAGCAACAGGGGCCGUUCUAUGAUACAAGCGUUCCGAUUCAUAUCGUGGAGAUUCGGAAACAAUGA